UAAUUCACGCGACUGACAUAUGCUCACACGAGGAAGAUUGUUGUCAAUUUAGCGUCUCUCAAAGUAACAAUAUACGGUCUAGUUUAUGUUUUUGGUGUUUCGUUUUUAACUAAGCCGGUAAGAAUGGCCACGUUUGAGUCUCUCGGGCUGUCUGAGUGGCUGAUCCAGCAGUGUAAGCAGAUGGGCAUCAGCCGACCGACCGCUGUACAGGAGAAGUGUAUCCCUGCUAUAUUAGACGGUCGGGAUUGCAUGGGCUGUGCAAAAACUGGAAGUGGAAAAACAGCAGCAUUUGUUCUUCCGGUACUGCAGAAGUUGUCCGAGGACCCUUAUGGUGUUUUCUGCUUAGUGUUAACACCCACCAGAGAGCUUGCUUACCAAAUUGCAGAACAAUUUCGAGUUUUAGGGAAGCCACUUGGUUUAAAAGACUGUAUCAUUGUGGGAGGAAUGGACAUGGUUACUCAGGGUUUGGAGUUGUCAAAAAAGCCACAUGUUGUUGUUGCCACACCGGGACGACUUGCUGAUCACAUUCGCAGCUCUGACACAAUUAACCUGAACAGAAUCCAAUUUCUAAUCAUGGAUGAAGCUGAUCGUCUUCUGGAGCAGGGCUGUACUGAUUUUACUAAAGAUUUAGAGGUCAUUCUCAGUGCGGUGCCAGUAAAGCGGCAGACUCUUCUGUUCAGUGCCACGCUCACAGACACGCUGCAGCAGCUGCAGAGCAUCGCUAUGAACAGGCCCUUCUUCUGGGAGCAUAAAUCAGAUGUGCAAACAGUGAAAGAACUGGAUCAGAGAUUCAUCCUCACUCCUGAGAAAGUUAAAGAUGCUUACCUGGUCCAUCUCAUCCAAACCUUCCAGGAUGAACAUGAUGAUUGGUCUAUCAUAAUAUUCACCAACACAUGCAAGAGCUGUCAGAUACUCACUAUGAUGCUGCGGGAAUUCAAUUUCCCAACCAUCUCUCUGCACUCAAUGAUGAAGCAGAGACAGCGUUUUGCCAACCUUGCAAAAUUCAAGUCUAACGUCUUCAAAAUUCUCAUAGCCACAGAUGUUGCUGCCAGGGGUUUGGAUAUUCCCACAGUUCAAGUUGUUAUUAAUCACAACACACCCGGUUUGCCAAAAAUCUACAUCCACAGAGUAGGACGAACCGCUCGAGCUGGCCGGAAUGGAGUAUCAAUCACUCUAGUUACACAGUAUGACAUUCACCUUAUCAAUGCCAUAGAGGAACAAAACCAGACGAAACUGAAAGAGUUUCCUAUUGAAGAAAAAGAGGUGCUGAAGAUCCUUACGCAGGUCAAUGUAACGAGACGGCAGUGUGAAAUUAAAUUAGAGUCGACAGAUUUUGAUGAGAAAAAGAAGAUAAACAAAAGGAAGCAGAUGAUUUUGGAUGGAAAAGAUCCUGAUUUGGAAGAAAAAAGGAAAAAUGAAUUAGAGAAGAUCCGAGGAAAAAAUAAGAAACUCAAAGGAAAAAACCCCCAGAGCAAAAAGGAAAAGAAAAAACAUGAGAAAAGUGCAAAAGCGACAGAAGUUGGCUCUUAAUUUCCUCUCUUUUGUACAAUUUAAUAUUAUGUAUAUAGCGUGAAUAUGCUUAUAUUUAAUAAACAUGUGAUGCAGUGUUGACUGUGUUGCUACAUGAAUGAA
This is a messenger RNA of Danio rerio (zebrafish), 1632 nucleotides long. It is a transcript of the gene ddx49, whose product is annotated as DEAD (Asp-Glu-Ala-Asp) box polypeptide 49. Gene Ontology annotation, cellular component: nucleoplasm; nucleolus. The record is from RefSeq and is marked provisional. Gene Ontology annotation, molecular function: hydrolase activity; RNA helicase activity; nucleic acid binding. Lineage: Eukaryota; Metazoa; Chordata; Actinopteri; Cypriniformes; Danionidae.